CCGGCCAAGAUAUGGAAGCGGAACACAGCAGCUCCUUAGAGUAUACACCAACAUGGAUAGUUGCCAUUGUCUGCUUCAUUAUCGUUUUCAUGUCUUUUUCCGCUGAGCGCGGUCUUCAUCGACUUGGGAAGUUCUUGGAGCAUAAGGAUCAACAUCAACUAUAUCAAGCCUUACAAAAAUUAAAGGAAGAACUGAUGCUUCUAGGGUUCAUUUCCCUUCUAUUAACGGUCUUUCAAGGUUUAAUAAGUCGCAUAUGCGUACAUAGUCAAGUUACCUCUUUCAUGCUUCCGUGCAAGAGGGACACUAUUUCCUCGAAUGGUUCCGAGCAUUACUCUCAUCUAAAUACACACAAUCGACGAAGGCUUUUGUCUGAAGAGGCUAAUUCAGGGCAGUGCCUACAUGAGGGAAAGGUUCCAUUGGUAUCAUUGGAAGCAUUACACCAGCUGCACAUUUUCAUCUUUGUACUGGCAGUAGUUCAUGUGAUCUUCUGUGUCACUACUAUGAUUCUUGGAGGAGCCAGGGUACGUCAGUGGAAGGCCUGGGAGGAUUCAAUUCGAAAAUCAGGGAAGGAUCGGCAAAACAGCAAUACUGCUCCUGGUCACCAAGAGUUCUUCAAACAACGUGCAGCUGGAAAAUGGAGAAAGGCAGCUAUUGUUAGUUGGAUGAUAUCGUUCUUCCAACAGUUUUAUGGCUCUAUUACCAAGUCAGACUACAUUGUACUGCGACAAGGUUUCAUCAAGAAUCACUGCCCAGGUAAUCUUGAAUAUGAUUUUCAAAAGUACUUGAUGCGGACGCUUGAAUUUGAUUUCAAAAAAAUUGUUACCAUAAGCUGGUACCUGUGGCUGUUUGUUGUGGUUUUCUUACUGCUGAAUGUGGCAGGAUGGAACUCGUAUUUUUGGUUAUCCUUUUUGCCUUUGAUCAUACUACUUUUUGUGGGCGCUAAGUUAGAAAAUAUAAUCACCCGUUUGGCUCGGGAGGUAGUGGAGGAGAAUGAACAUGAACUUGAAGCACAGCAGGUCACAGGGAGGAGGAGAGACCCUGAAGCAGCACCGGUGAAGCCAUCAGAUGAGCACUUUUGGUUUGGUCGCCCUGCCAUUGUUCUUUACUUGAUUCAAUUCAUUUUGUUUCAGAAUUCAUUUGAGAUUGCCUUCUUCUUCUGGAUCUUGUGCACAUACGGAUUCAAAUCAUGCAUCAUUGAAAAAUUGGGCUUCAUCGUCACAAGACUUAUUAUGGGUGUGAUUGUUCAAGUGCUGUGCAGUUACAGCACCUUGCCUUUGUAUGCUCUUGUGAGCCAGAUGGGUAGCUCGUUUAAAGAAGGCUUCUUUAACGAUGAUGUGGGAUUAGCUUUAAAAUCAUGGGCUAUAACUACAACAAAGGAAAGCGCAGGGAGUCAAACACAAAUGGAUAAAAUGGCUCGAGAAUCACCUCAAAGUGCUCAAAUUUCAGAGCAAGCAAUGGUUGUGAUUGAAGAAACUACGACAUCAGUAGCACCUGAUCUCCCCUCUGUAGCCCAACGUCCUUUUCCAUUAUCUUAACUUACUUCAGAGAUAUCCUACGUAUUCAGUUUCAUAAUGUAUAAGGAUAUAUAAGAUAUUUUGCUUCACUUUCAUGAAAAAGGGGCAUAGCUUGUCAACAAUAAUAAAGGUCCAUUACGACCCUUUUUUU
Alnus glutinosa is the source of this 1665-nucleotide messenger RNA. Its product is annotated as MLO-like protein 13. Bases 12 to 1535 code for a protein of 507 amino acids. Gene Ontology annotation, biological process: defense response. The record is from RefSeq and is a predicted model, not a curated record. The transcript has 14 exons. Gene Ontology annotation, cellular component: membrane. Lineage: Eukaryota; Viridiplantae; Streptophyta; Magnoliopsida; Fagales; Betulaceae.